Messenger RNA from Symphalangus syndactylus (siamang), 3636 nucleotides. RefSeq lists its product as uncharacterized. NCBI's taxonomy places the organism in Eukaryota, Metazoa, Chordata, Mammalia, Primates, Hylobatidae. The record is from RefSeq and is a predicted model, not a curated record.
AUGCCGCCGCCACCCCCGCCACGUCUGGACCGCGAGGCUCCGCGGGUGGCCCAGCAGCCCCUGGAGGCGCGGGCGAAGGCUCGCCACCUGUCCGUCACCGCUGCUCCCGUGCCGCCGCUUGCUUCCUCACAGCUCCGCCGCCCGGCUCCCGGCGCCGCCGCGGCUCGGCUCGCCCCAGCGGGCUCGCAGGACGCCCGCGCAUGCGCCACUCCCUGCCGCGCAGGGGCUCGCGCUGCCCGGGCUCGCGCCGUCCCGAGCCCGCGCGCGAAUCCACGCGCCGCUGCUGCGCGCCAGCGGAGGGAAAUCCGCGAGAAGCGAUUGGACUGCCCGGCCCCGGACCGGCUUCUAGAAUCGCUGGUCUGGGGCCCUCAGCUGCAGCAGACUCCGGAGGGGGCGAAGCCGGUCAGGUGGGCGACUCCCUCUACCCGGACUCCCCACUCGCUUCCGCUUCCAGUGCCUCCUGCCUGCGCCCCGAGAUGGCCACAGGCCUCCUGGUCGGAGAUGGGAGAUCCAGAAAAGGAGGAGACGACACCAUUUUCAGACCCAUCCCAGUGUCACCCACAAUGCUGUCGGAAAGGUCCCCGGAGCCACCUUGUGCAUUCCCAGGGCCCGCAGGAUGGAGUCGCCACGAGGGAACCAGAGAAUCACACAGCAGCAUUUAAGGAGCCAGCCAGUCUGAUGACUCAGCUCAUAAAACAAUGUGUGGCCACAAAGAUGAUGUUUAUCCAUGAGCAUUCUGGAGGCUCUUGCUACUGAAGUCGGCAAGCAGUGGGUAAGUGGCACACGAUGCUCAUUCUCAAGAGUUUCUGGCAGCAGUGCCAACACAGCACUCACUUCCCUCUCUCAGCAGUUGAUUUCUUCUGAUGCUGUGUCCAAGCAGAAUGGUAGAAAAAAACUUCAGAGAAAUGCAGUGGGUAUAGAGGCAAAUCCAAAGUGCAGGUGAUAGUGGUGACAUUCUGCCUUCUCUUGAUCAGAAGGUGUCAGCAGCUGGAGCUUAUCCCCAUAUGAACCCCAGGGUCAGGUAAAUGGAAGGCUUAAGAACACGUUACCCAACUUACCUCUGCCCUUCUGGGUUCCUCAAGGAGUGGGUCUGCUGUGGUUAGUAAAACAUCUGCAGAGCUAGUUUUCUUCAUGGCAGAGAGACGCGCAAGCUAGUCUCACUUCACCACCACCUCUUAUUUACCCCAAAGCAACACCUUUUAGGAAGCCUCCUUUCAGGAGGCAGCUUUGGAAUAAGGGGCAAAUUCAAAGUAAGUUAACACAAAGGCUGGACACAGUGGCUCACACCUGUAAUCUCAGCACUGUGGGAGGCUGAGACGGGCAGAUGACUUGGGACCAGAAGUUCAAGACCAGCCUGGCCAACAUGGUGAAACCCCGUCUCUACUAAAAAUACAAAAAUUAGCCAGUCAUGGUGGUAUGCACCUGGAAUCCCAGCUACUUAGGAGGCUGAGACAGGAAAAUCACUUGAACCCAGGAAGCAGAGGUUGCAGUGAGCUGAGAUUGCUCCACUGCACUCAAGCCUGGGUGACAAAGUGAGAACGUGUCUGAAAUAAAAAAAAAGAUAAAGUUAACACAGAGAUGGCUGACACAGUUAGAGCCCUUUCAAGUGAAGAGACCUAAAGUGCCUAAGAAUAUAUUAGUAUUUUGCUUUAAGUUUUGUUGCUUCUGAAUAUAUUUUCAGUAGGGAGGGGAUAGGGAAGAGUGUGACAGGAAGACAGAUUAAGCAGUACAAUAUUUCAUUAUUUUCCCGAAAAUGACAAACUUUAACCAUCUGUUCCUAUUUUAUCAACCCAUUCAAAAUAUUAUUAAUAUGUGGAUUUCUUUCAGUUAGCCAAGGUCUUCAAAUGAGAAAUGGCCAAAGCUCCCCUGACUGUAAUUCCUGGAGACUGAUGUGGCACUUCUGGAUGGGCACUAAUGAACAAGCUCCACCAUGAGAAGCACCCCCAGAUGUUUCCAGAUGUGUCAGAGAAUUCCCAGCACUUGCUUGCUGCCCACUUGACUUUGAGCUACCUCAAGACAGCACCAUGCUAUAUUCUUUUUUAUUUUUAGUGCCUAGCACGCAGCAUCUGACACAUAGUAGGUGCUCAGUAAAUAUUGUUUUAAUUAAUACAUUAGUAAAUGAGUGCUUUUAAUGUUUUCCAGAAAUUUAUGUUUUUGUUCCAAUAGGGUUUUUGUUUGCUUGUUUAUUUUCUGUCUAGGAAAAAGGGCGGAGAUAGAAUCAAAAACAAGAUACCCCUUGGAAGGAAGGGCAAAUAGAAACUUGGCAUUACCUAGUUCUCUUUUCCCUUGGGGGGAAAUAAUUAUGUCCUUAAAUUUCUGCACUAAGUCACCAAGGAGGGCUUGAAAUUAAAAACCUUGGAGAGUAAUUAGCAACAAAACGUUCUGAUGUCAAGAAGCACAUUUUAUGGGAUCGUAUUUGUAAUAUUAAUUGGGCCUCUGCAUAGCCAAAUGGUGAAAUUAUUGCUAUAAUACAAAUAGGCCCAAAAGAGAAAAACAGCCCAAAAUAGCACAGAUAUUCUCAGUCAGGACAGAGGUAAUUUCUCUACACAUAAAAAGCCACCAAUUGAAUGCCUUCACCAACUCACUUGAGUUAAAUGAGUUAAAAAACAAAAGCUUGUUGUGUAGUGUAGCACCACCUACCCCAUCUCUGAAAUGCUGUGGGACUGGGGCUGGGAAAAGAACGGAGACUUUAUCCCCACCAGCUUUUCAUACUUUCUAUCUUGAAGUGUAAAACAUUUGAAUCAUUUAUUUACCAAAAAUUUAUUGAGCACCUAUUAUGGGCCAGGUCCAGAGCAAAAAAAAAAACAGGGAGCCACUGCACCCAGCCUCUCUUCAUGGAGUUUAGCAUCUUGUUGGGAGAAGAGACAUUGAACCAAUAAUCACACAAGCAAAUAUCUAAUGAGAGACACAAGGACAGGUGCAGUGGCUCACGCCUGUAAAUCUCAGCACUUUGGGAGGCUGAGGCGAGCAGAUCACUUGAGGCCAAGAGGUCAAGACCAGCCUGGCCAACAUGGUGAAACCCUGUCUCUACUAAAAAUACAAAAAUUAGCCAAGUGUGGUGGUGGGCACCUGUAGUCCCAGCUACUCGGGAGACUGAAGCAGUAGAAUCACUUGAACCUGGGAGACAGAGGCAGAGGAGACAGUGAGCAAAGACUGCACCACCACUGCACUCCAGCGUGGGUGACAGAGCAAAACACCAAAAAAAAAAAAAACACGAAGAGAGAUACAAGUACUAGGAAAGAAGAGAAAGAGAAAGGGUACAUGUACAGAGGGAGCCUCAGCCAGGGAUUCUGACCUAGUUUGCAAAUAGGGAAGACUUCCUGGAGGAAAUUAUAUUUAAACUGGAGGCUGACAAUACAUACAAAUUAGCCAAGUAAAGAAGAGAAAAGUGUUCUAGACAAAGGGAGCAGCAUUUAGGGGAGGUGAAUCUGGUGAAGAAGGAGCUUAACGUAUCCAAGGAAUGGAAAGGCCAGUGUGACCAGGACGUGAUGUGUGAGUGAGCAAGUGGGGAGUGGGGAGAAAUGUGGGGACUAGAGUGGGAGAUAGGGGCAGCCGUUGGGGCCUUGCCACGUCCCAUGACAUUAGGGAACCAACCAUUGACAGACCUUGGGUCAGAAGCAGAGAUAAGAGACAUGA